Molecule: messenger RNA, 1511 nt
Organism: Tarenaya hassleriana
Lineage: Eukaryota; Viridiplantae; Streptophyta; Magnoliopsida; Brassicales; Cleomaceae
Product: RNA-binding protein FUS-like
Exons: 7
Coding region: 233-1228 (331 amino acids)
Cellular component (GO): cytoplasm; nucleus
Molecular function (GO): RNA binding
Source: RefSeq, a predicted model, not a curated record
AUAUGGGAUUUUCCGGUCUAUUUUCUCACCAACCGAAGUAUUCAUCUCUUCUCCCCAUCAGACUCACCGUGUGCCCUCCAUCCCUUCCGACAUUUCAUCCACAGAUCUGUUGCCCAUGGCUUUCGUCUCCAGUGACGUUUCUGAUAAACUAGGGUUUCUAUCACCUGCUACGUUGCUUCUUCAUCGAAGCUCUAAGAUAUGGCAACUUUGAACCCUUUUGAUCUGUUGGGAGAUGAUGCGGAGGAUCCGAGCCAGCUCGCCGUCUCCGUUGCUCCGACAAGACGAAGAAAGCUGCGGUUGGUCAGGCUCAAGCUUAGUCCACCAAGUCCUCUGCGAAGCUUCCUUCGAAGCCGCUUCCUCCUGCUCUGGCCGGAACGAAGCUCCACGUGGUGGAGGUCGGGGCUAUGGCAGAGGUCGCGGCGGUGCUGGAGGGUACAACCAUGAUUUUAGCAGCAGUGAUAAUGCUGAAGGUAACAAUGGAUAUGGAAAACCCUCUGAGGAAGGAGAUGGGGCGAAAGCCUCUGAGAGGCGCGGUGGAUACGGUGGUCCUCGUGGUUCCUUCCGUGGGGGUCGUCGUGGUGGCGACUUCAGCAAUGGAGAGGCUGGGGAAGAUCGCCCUCGUAGGACAUACGAGCGUCGUAGGAGAACUGGCAGAGGGAGUGAGUUCAAGCGUGAAGGUGCUGGUCGUGGAAAUUGGGGAACUCCAGAAGAAGAACUUGCUGCUGAGACUGAAGAACCUGCUGUUGGGACCGAGAAGGAAGAUGCUGAGAAGCCAGCUGGUGUUGAUGCUAACAAGGAGACCCCUGCAGAAGCAGAGGUGGAAAAGGAGCCAGAGGAUAAGGAAACGACUCUCGAUGAGUAUGAGAAAAUACUCAAGGUCGAGGAGAAGAGAAAGGUUCUUCAGUCGCUCACUGCUUCUGAUGAGAGGAAAGUUGAAUUGAACGAGUUUGAGUCCAUGCAACAACUCGCAAACAAGAAGGCUAACAACGAUGUUUUCAUCAAGUUGGGUUGGGAUACCGACAAACGCAAAGAUGCCUUUGAGAAAGAAGAGAAGGCUAAGAAGGCUGUAAGCAUCAAUGAGUUUCUGAAGCCAGCUGAUGGUGAGGGCGACUGCUACCCACGAGGAGGCCGUGGCCGUGGACGCGGCCGUGGUGGCGGUUCCAGAGGCAGAUAUGGUGGUUACCAGAGAGAGGCUGCACUGUUCCCAUCUCUGGGAGGAGGCAAGUGAGAUGGAUCAUCAAGUGCAUGUUCCUUCAGUUUCCUCUUUGGCCAGCGGUGAGUCUCUCUUUGGAUCCAAAAAGGGGAAACCGAAGGAUAGCUUUUACUUACAGUUUGCAAGGGAUUGAAAAAGAGUUGUGCAAGGGUCUUUUACUCGUCCUAGUGGUUUUAAUGGUACGGAAGAAAUCUGUAUUUAUUAUUGUAGAAGAAAUGGUUUUUGGUGUCCAUAUUUACUGGAAUGCUUUUUGUUAUUCUUUGCCCCUCUGCGUUGCAUUUAUAUACUUUUUUUUUAA